Molecule: messenger RNA, 945 nt
Organism: Poeciliopsis prolifica (blackstripe livebearer)
Lineage: Eukaryota; Metazoa; Chordata; Actinopteri; Cyprinodontiformes; Poeciliidae
Product: psychosine receptor-like
Exons: 1
Biological process (GO): G protein-coupled receptor signaling pathway
Cellular component (GO): membrane
Molecular function (GO): G protein-coupled receptor activity
Source: RefSeq, a predicted model, not a curated record
AUGGAGAACCUGACUCUGGCGGCCAACGCUUCAGGAUGUUUCCCGGUGGAAACGCCGCUCAGGAGGAAGCUCUUCCUCCUCUAGUACCUGACCAUCAUCAUCCUCUCCAUCCCUGCAAAUGCCUUCUCCCUGUAUGUGUCGUGUCAGCACAUCAGGCAGAAGAACGACCUUGGCGUUUACCUCUUCCAUCUGGCGUUGAGCGACCUGACCUUCACCUUUGGCCUCUCGCUGUGGAUGGACUUCCUGUGGAGAGGCGUCUGGACCCACGGAGGCUACGUCUGUUUGGCCUCCAUCUACUCACUCUACACCAACUUCUACACCAGUGAGGCUCUCCUCUGCUGCAUCGCUGUGAACCGCUACCUGGCCGUGGUUCAUCCGCUCAGGUUCGGCUGGAUGAGGAAGGUCAGCACCGCCGCCGGGAUCUCCGUCACCGUCUGGGUUUUGGUGAUGGGCUUCAAUGUGUGCACCAUCACCUGGGCGGACUCCUACUAUGAAAACAACAUGUUCUCUUUGUGCUACGAUAUCUUCCUGCCGCUGUCUAGUGCCAGCAUCGCUCGCUUCGUGCUGGGCUUCGUGGUUCCGGUUCUGAUCGUGUUUUUCUCCAGCCGGAGGACGCGCCUGGCAGUGAAAGCCAACAGAGCCACGAUGGACCAGGAACGGCUGCGGAUCUCAAAGCUGCUGACGGUGGUUCUUCUCUGCCUGUUGGUCUGCUUCGGACCGAUCCAUGUUGCUCUCAUGGUCCGCAUGCUGUUGGACGGCUGCGAGAGUUUUAAAUGGUUCCUCCACAUUUACAAGGUCAGCACUGCUAUAUCGACCAUGAACUGCCUGGCAGACCCUCUGCUCUACUGCUUCAUCACCAGAACAGGGCAGGAAAACAUCCAACAGGCUCUGCUGUUCUUCUUCAGGAAGCAGAAAAGGACAGAAGUCAUGAACUGUAUCACUUAA